Parathielavia appendiculata is the source of this 610-nucleotide messenger RNA. RefSeq lists its product as uncharacterized. The coding region runs from base 40 to 543 and encodes 167 amino acids. NCBI's taxonomy places the organism in Eukaryota, Fungi, Ascomycota, Sordariomycetes, Sordariales, Chaetomiaceae. The transcript is spliced from 2 exons. The record is from RefSeq and is a predicted model, not a curated record.
CCAUCUCGACUUUUGUUGCGCGCGUCCACGUCAGCGUCAAUGCCUCUACUGUUCGUGGGCCGCAAUACAAGUAUCGUGGGCAUGGUUGUGCACUUGCUGCGUGACGUUGGCAAGGUGUAUUCUGAGCUUCUCUUAUUGCCAAGGAUUUGGACAUUGUCAUCCUCCGAUCACGUAGAUUCGAAGUGGUCGAACAGAUGGACUGACAAUUCCGCAACCGCUUCUGAGUCUGCCGAGCAGCGGUCGAGGUCUGGCUCAGAUUCCUCGCAAACAACCACCCCUGGCUACAGAGAUUUCACCUGGAACUACGACAACCUCUCCCAGUUGCCAGAGGAUGGCAAUGUCUUUGACCAGUUGAACAUCCAUGAGGCGGAGGAGUCGGGGGGUCUGGCUGCAGAUUUUGGGCCUAUUGAAGAGCCAGAAGAGAACCGUGAGGUUGUUAACGAAGCUGCGGUGCCAAACAUGCUGGUUCACGACUCCGAGUUGAACCAGCUUAAAGGGCGGAUCAAUGAUGGGGUUGAGGCCGAUGAGCAAGUUCCUCUUUAGCCGGUCGACCUCCAGGUUGCUUAUCAGCUGCAGAUGCCUUCCAUCCGACGUACUCCUCUCGACUCAA